Sinocyclocheilus rhinocerous is the source of this 836-nucleotide messenger RNA. RefSeq names its product putative golgin subfamily A member 6-like protein 19. Bases 22 to 735 code for a protein of 237 amino acids. Lineage: Eukaryota; Metazoa; Chordata; Actinopteri; Cypriniformes; Cyprinidae. The transcript is spliced from 5 exons. The record is from RefSeq and is a predicted model, not a curated record.
GACACGAUUGAAAUUGAAGAGAUGCAUUUGAAGGAAGACCGUGAGCGUGAAGAGCGUGAGGAAGAGGGCAACAAACAAAGCUCAGAGGACCUUGAAAAAUUAACGUGGGAGUAUGUGAAUUUCAUGUCCCUAAAUGAGGAAAACAACGAGGUACUCAAGUACUACGAGGAUGAAAAGGAAAAGCUUAAAAAGAAUGCAGACCGCAUGGAGGAGGAGAUACAGAGCAUGGCUCUCUGCAUUGAAGAAGAGCAGGAGAAAAAAAACAAAGUCAAAGCAGAAGUGGAGAUGAUAAAUAAUGUCAAGGACUCAAGGAGAAUGAAAAUAUGGACAAAGACCGAACAGUUGUGUGAGGAGCUUGCGAAGGUCCAAGCGAGCUAUGGGGAGCAGGCCAACAGCCCUGCGUAUCCAUUGAUGAUACUGCUCCAGUUGGAGGACUGGAUUUCUGACUCUCUGGAUUUGAUCGAAAACAUGCCCGCUGAGAGGCUCUGCAAAAUACAAAAGCGGAUUUGCAAACAUUAUGAAAUCAGGGAGCAGGAACAGAAACGCAUUAGGCGUGAAGCGUUAUUAGAAGAACGGAGGCAGAGAAGACAGGAGAGAGCACUUUCUCAUUCAGUGAAACUGACCGGAAAAAAGCUGAUGCCACGUAGCCAGCCUCCGAAGAAGAUAAGAAAGAGAGAGGAACCAAUGGAAACCAAGAAGACGAAGGAGGAUUUAUAUGCUCACUUUGUGGAAUAAUUCGCCUCCGAGCUCCUUCACGGCCUUCUCCAGUGCCCUGUCAUCCUCCACAGAAAAGAAAAACCUCCAGUACCCACUGUGCAAACAAAAAAAACAAUAAC